Molecule: messenger RNA, 207 nt
Organism: Protopolystoma xenopodis
Lineage: Eukaryota; Metazoa; Platyhelminthes; Monogenea; Polystomatidea; Polystomatidae
Source: the annotation of a GenBank genome assembly
AUGGUUUUAGCUUCUGGCCACUUCUCCCUCCAGGACGGCCAGACUCCACUUCAACCUGCAUACCACCACCUCAUCCCGGGAGGCAUUUCCGGACCGUCGACGCCCGGUUUCCCAGUCAGUGGUCCACUCGUCAACCAAACUCCGCUAGAAUUUGACUCUUCAGCCCGAGCUAUGCGUAACCGCCUCGGACAGCUUUCAAUCUCUUAA